ACAAGGGUUGCCGAGUGCUGAGCCGCUUCAAAGCCUUCAGUUUCCCUCGCAACUCACACGAUAAAUAAGGCUUUACCUAAAUUUUCUUUCCAUUUCUUAGAAGUCACCUCUCUAAUCUCUUCGCUCUUCAAUGGCUUUCUGGGGAACUGAAGUGAAACCUGGGAAACCCUUCACUCAUGCACCUCUCAAUGGAAGGCUUCAUCUAUCCCAGGCGACAUUAGGAAUGGGUGAUGGAAUAAAGAAAAGCAUAGUUCAAUGUAAUGUGGGAAAUAAGAUGCCUGUAUUUCUAUGCAGUUUGUUUCCUGAUAAGGCUGAGUGUUGUCAACUCAAUUUGGAAUUUGAGGAGUCUGAUGAAGUCGUUUUUUCUGUUAUUGGCCCUCGAACUGUUCAUCUUACUGGUUACUAUCUGUCCUCUUCUUCCCUUAAUCAUCAUAAUGAUGAAUCAGAAUCAUAUGGGGAGGAUAUUGCUGGGACAGAAACAGAAAGAUCCGAGAAUAGUGAAGAAAGUGAAUAUGGUGGUAGUUUUAUUGAUGAUGAAGAACCACAAGUCCUCUCAUCUUCUCAAGAUUUUUCUGCUGUAUCAGAAUCAAAUGAAGAACUGGCAGACUUAAAGAUACCUAAGGGUGACAAAGGAAGGCCUAAGACAAGGCUUAGGAAGAAGUACCGGAACAGUGGAUUUGAAAAUGAGGAAAGUUCUUCGCAGAAGGAUUUCACCAGUGGUGUUGCUGCUAUGGAAGUAUUGGAAAGUGAAACUGAAGAUAAAUUGCCUAUCUCCUCACUGUCUUGGGGAAAAUGCACAUCAAAGAGUGGGAAAGCCAAUGUGGAGGAAAAAUCUAGGAAAGAAACAGAUAACCGUAGUGACAAUGAGAUUGAAGAUAAUGUUACCAUGUUAAAAGGGACUAAUGCUGUGAGAGGUGUUGAGCCUGAAUGUAAAUCAGGGAAUAGGAGUGGAGGAAAACAAAAGCAUGAGCUUCGUGUUGAUAAUGCUUUAGUGCCAAAGAAGAAAAGAGAAGAUCUGGCAAAGGAGGAAGGAUUACUGGAAGCUGAUCAUUGCAUGAUUGAAGAAGUGAUAUUGGAGCAAAAUGACCAAAAUAAGAAACUGACCAGUAACAAGAAAUGUAAAUACGAUAAUCUCUUGCUGGCUUCCUGUCAAGUGGAUACUGAAGUUGGAGUUAAGCUAAAGAGGAAAAGAAAAGAACAAUUUGAAGAGAAAACACUUGAAAACAAUGUUAACAAAGAGGAUGAAACGCACAAAAGUGGUUCAAAUUAUACCGAGACCAAGGAUGUAGAUGUGGAGGAUAGGGAUAAUCAAAACCAAGUUAAUGACAAGAAGAUGAAAAAGAGGAGGAGGAGUAAGGAUGAGGAGGGGGAUGCUAUGAAGGUGGAACAACCUGUCUUACCAGCCCAUGAAAAGAAGAGAUCUGAUGUGGAAAUGGGGGCUAAGAACGCUAAUGACAAGGAAAUUCAGCUGUCAAAUGGAAUUAUCAUUGAAGAGUUAGAAAUAGGGAAACCAGAUGGGAAAAUAGCUUCUCUUGGUAAAAAGGUUCGUGUCCAUUACACUGGAAAAUUGAAGGAGAGUGGGCAAGUAUUUGAUUCUAGUGUUGGCAAAGCACACUUAAAGUUUCGUCUAGGUGGGAAAAAAGUUCAAGAACUAUGGAAUGUUGGCCUUGAUGGCAUGCGAAUUGGUGGCAAACGUAGGCUCAUUGUCCCUCCUUCAGUAAGUUAUAGAAAUGAAGGAACAAGUGAGAAUAUUCCACCAAACUCCUGGCUGGUUUUUGAUAUUGAAUUGGUUAAAGUCAAGUAAUUUCUUUUUUUAUCGAAAAGUCAGGUAAUUGGUUGGCAUCAUGCACCAGUUUUGUUUAGUCAUACUUGCCUUAAUUCUUCAAAGAAUGACAAGUGCAGUAGUAAAUGAGGUUGGACUUUGUCUUUGGACUUGGGAUUUUAUAAUGAUAUGAUUGGAAGUGAAAAUAUAUAGUAUUGGCUGUAUACGGUAAAACUUUCUUUCCUCUUUUUUUCCAUGGCUGAAAAUUAUGUAUUUAUGCCUAUUAAUAUGCAAGACUCUUGAUUGCCUGAA
This is a messenger RNA of Gossypium arboreum, 2074 nucleotides long. Its product is annotated as peptidyl-prolyl cis-trans isomerase FKBP53-like. The transcript is spliced from 12 exons. The record is from RefSeq and is a predicted model, not a curated record. Gene Ontology annotation, molecular function: peptidyl-prolyl cis-trans isomerase activity. Bases 131 to 1804 code for a protein of 557 amino acids. NCBI's taxonomy places the organism in Eukaryota, Viridiplantae, Streptophyta, Magnoliopsida, Malvales, Malvaceae.